Hemibagrus wyckioides is the source of this 2383-nucleotide messenger RNA. RefSeq names its product vascular endothelial growth factor D (gene vegfd). The coding region runs from base 724 to 1626 and encodes 300 amino acids. Gene Ontology annotation, biological process: positive regulation of angiogenesis; positive regulation of endothelial cell proliferation; positive regulation of protein phosphorylation. Gene Ontology annotation, cellular component: membrane. Lineage: Eukaryota; Metazoa; Chordata; Actinopteri; Siluriformes; Bagridae. The transcript is spliced from 7 exons. The record is from RefSeq and is a predicted model, not a curated record. Gene Ontology annotation, molecular function: chemoattractant activity; vascular endothelial growth factor receptor 3 binding; growth factor activity.
CUGUGUUAGAAUGGGAUACAGGCUCCAGCCACUCUUCUCUCUUCCACCCCGUCACCCCAUCCUCCCCUCCCUCCGUCUGCACACCCUGCCCGAUGGUCUGGUUCACAUUUAAAACCACAUGUUGCUGCGUGUGUGUGCAUGAGGAGCGAAUGAGGAGCUUUGCGCAGCAAGAGCAGCUCGAGUGGGACGGGACAGGACGGAUAUGCCAGCCUUGCCUGUCUGCCAUCAGCGUGCACGUGGCUGCAGACUGGAAGAUCUGAGCUCCAUACUGGAUCGUUCUGCCUCCUGCACACACACACAAAAGUUUGCUCGUUGUGCAACAUCCGGAAGAUGGCCAGGGGUGCCAUCUUUGAGCACCCAUGCCAAAUCCAGGCUGCAUUCUUGUUGAAUCACUGAAGCAAAAGAGGAAAGGAAGGGAUUUCUCCUCCGACAGGAGGAAGAUUCAAAGCACUCCCAGAUGUGUGUGGCUUGUUUUUUGACUUGAGAGGAAACUCCAUUUGGCUCGUGAGCAGUCUGCCCUUUCUGUGACAACUCUCCUCUUCUGAACAGUGGAACCAUCUGACUGUGUGUGUGUGUAUGUAAAACCGAGGCAGAGUGACCUUGAGUGUGUGUGUGUGGUCUUGGAAAACUCCUUAAAGAACAUUCCGCGUUCCCUCUGUAUGUGUACGAGGACUGGCUCUUCGUAGUAAGCUAUCUGUAGAUUGGACCCCAGAGACGUACAACAUGCGGACUCUGCUUUUCAUUUGGCGUCACGUGCUGCUGCUUGCACAUGUCAGACUACUGCUGCUAGCGACGGAUGUCCUGGCUUCAAUCAGAGACAUAAACCAGGAGAAGUGGGAGAAGGACAUCAGGUCAGCAGCAAGCCUGGAUGAGCUACUCAUGUUGACUGACUUCCCAGACUGGAAGCUGUGGAGAUGUCGUCUAAAGCUGAAGCGCGUUGACUCGGCCUCCUUCCCAGAAUUCCGUUCAGCCUCAGUGGGAUCACACAGAUUCACACGCUUUGCUGCCAACUCUUACAGCCUGGAGGUACUCAAAGCCAUUGAUGAAGAGUGGCAGAAAACGCAGUGCAUGCCCCGGGAGACGUGUGUGGAUGUGGCUCAGGAGCUCGGCACUAGCAAUGACAUGUUCUUCAAGCCGCCAUGCGUCUCCGUGUUCAGAUGUAGUGGCUGCUGCAACAAAGAAGGAGUCACAUGCCGCAACACUAGCACCACCUAUGUUGAUAAAAUACUUUUGAGUGUGGUUCCGUUUAAAUAUGGGCCUGAGCCGAUGCUGAUCCGAGUAGCUAACCACACGGAGUGUAAAUGCCAGGAACCGCAGAUGAUUCGCAGACAUGCUCUGCCCCACAGGAAGAACGGGUGUUUUCCCAUCCGCCAGUCAGAAGACUCCAGACGACUGUGUGACCGAGGGCUCAUAUGGGACUGUAUGGAGGAUCGGUGUGUACCGUAUCCCUCCAGCAAACAAGCAGAAUUUCCUUCCAAAACCAAGGCAGAGGACUGUGAGAUUGACGUUGAAAAAUGUGAAUGUAUUCCCAAAGAGGUGACAUCCACCCGGAAAUACCCAUCAUGCCCCUGCUCAACUAGAAGGAGGCAAUUCAACCAUACGUCAUGCAGCUGCAAGAGAAAGUGAAAGCAUUCACACAACGCAGGCACGAAACCUCGGACAACCCGCUUCUGCUGGAGCUGUGGUCAAAGAUGCAUCCUAAUUUAUUUACGUCCUUAUUUAUAACACAGCUUUAUACACACACGAGUUGAACAUUUAGCCCUACUUUUCACACGACUGUGUUAAAUCAGAGCAUUUCCAGUUACAAUAUGUAAAUAAUAUACUGGUUUCCUGUACAAUGAAUACAGUAAAAUAGAAAAAUGUUUGUUUUUUUAAUGAGUUCAUUCCAUGCAUGAGAAGCAUACUCUGGACUUAUUGUGGAAUAUGACAUUUAAUUAAUAAUUGUGUACAGUCAACUGGAUUCAAACUAUUGACCCUUUUAAUACUGUAACCAGUCAGCAUUUUCAUAUCCAGCGGCACAAAACGUGAUGCUUAUUUCGUAUAUUUUAUGAAUUUAUGUAUUGAAUGCGAUUCAGAAAAUCAGUGUAAUCAAAGACUUACGCCUUAAAGGAAUACUCUAUUCAUUUUUCUCUCAUGAUGAUAAUAAUGAUGGGACAUAAAAACCAUAGAAUACAACUGACAAUGUACAGCCCUAGCCCAAUGAAAUGAAAAUAUUUUUAUUGAUCUGUUUGAUGUGUUGAUGUAUUUAUGACUGAAGGAUUCGGGAGUUACGGACCGGCAUUUGUCGGUGACAGAUGUGUAGAGGUUUUAUGUUUACUGAUGAUGUUUCUUGGCGGAUUUUCUGAAUAAUAAAGAUCUUCUUGUACAUAUCUGCUUACCAUAU